Molecule: messenger RNA, 2012 nt
Organism: Folsomia candida
Lineage: Eukaryota; Metazoa; Arthropoda; Collembola; Entomobryomorpha; Isotomidae
Exons: 5
Coding region: 431-1636 (401 amino acids)
Source: RefSeq, a predicted model, not a curated record
GCAACAAGAGUCGAGCUCGGCCUUUCCCACACCCCAAAAUUGUGUCAAGUAAACAAGUUGCGAUGUAUGGAGAGCCCCUGUAGAGAGAAUUGCAUCACGACCUUCGCGAAAUUUUUGAGCGUGCAACGCAAUUUAUCCGUUUGCUUGAAUUGCAGUAGUGAGUUGAGCCCAGCUUGAGCAAAAAGCUAUGAAAAAUAGAAACCUGUUUUCGAACCCAGUGGGUGGGGUUGCGCUUGCAAUAUUGCACAUCAGUUGGAUCACUUGAACGAUCACUUCACACUUGUGUUGUGGGUGAUGAAACAUAUUUUACAAAUGGAUUGUUCUUGUGCGUACGUGUGUGUACGAUUGACUAAGUGUUGAAUUUGCUUUACAAGUUUUUUUUAAAUUGGUUUGAUUCUUGUUUUAUAAAAGUAAGAAUAAAAUAAGUAAGAUGAUUGGGGCAAUGAAAAGGAAGGCGAGUUUGAGUUUGAGCGAGUCCUGCUCAUCUCAGUCCCCUCAAUCGCUAAACUGUCACGACACUUAUCAUCCAAGUAGCAAUAGUAGUGGAGGGAGUGGGUGUGGUUUGGAUAAUAUGGAAAACAAGAAACCCUACUUGACAGUACUGGGUGGUGGUAGUGGACCUAUCAUGUCCACGUCUGCAUCCGCCCAUGGACCCAAACCGGAGAAAAGGAUACGCUGGGAUGGUCCGAGAACACAAAGCUUAAUUGAGCAUUAUCGAAUGAACGAGUAUCUCUGGAAUCCAAAGUUAGCAGACUAUAAGAAUGACAAGAAAAGGACCCAGUGCCUAGAAUUAUGGCUGGAAGUGAAUCACUUGGAGAAAGGUGAGGAGCUUGUAAAUGAAGUCAAAAUGAAAUUGCACGGCUUGAGAACAUCUUUUGGACACCAAUUGAAACUGGAGAGUUCAAAUACCAGCGAUAUGGAAAAGGAUGAUGCAGGCGGAUUCCAAUCUAAAUGGCAGUGGUACAACCAACUCUCUUUCCUUAAAGAGACGAUGGUAUUUCGAUCAAGCUCUUCAAACAAUAAUCACAGCCCAUCCGACUCUCCUCCUCCAAGCGGUAUGGAUCUUCAUCAUGCGCAUCACGGAGGACAUCACGAUGAAUCUGAAUCAAUCAAAAUGGAGUUGAAUGCACCACUUAACAUGCAAGUGCUAUCUUAUUCACAUCCUUCCCAUCAUUCUCAACCCCAUGAGAUACCAGAAUACUUGGUGCAACAAGCACAUCACCAUUCCCAGCCUCAGCCGCACAAUUUAUCCGUUUCUGCGGUUCCGGUCCCCAUGCAAGCUCACGACCAGACACAUCCAUCAUUACUGGCUCAUUCAAGGAAAGAUGAGGAUGACCCCUUGUCUUAUCAUCACGGCAGGAUAACAGCUACACCCCCAAUGGCGCAUAUGAAUUUGUCGUCUAGUCAUAGCCAGCCUCCGAGUGUUGUACAUCAGCAAUCAGAAAUCACUCGAUACCAAAGUGCUAGUAGUUGCUGCCCUUGUGCCUGCAACGAACGACCAAGAUCCGCAGUUGGUGAAAAAUUGGGACGCCUUGUUGAAGAAACUUUUAAUAAUUUACACCCCGAAUACCAAGAAAUAGCCAAAAUUGAAAUACAGCAGGUGCUUGGAAAAUAUUUGCAGAAACCAGUUCCGUAAUUAUGGAUUGGACAAAUUUACAAUUUUAUUGAUGCACAUGAUUUUCUUAUAAUUCCGUCUGACUGAACACUUACCUAAUUUGAAUGGAAUAUUGUAAAUAUUUCAAGUAUUCUUAUAUGAGGAAAGAACAACCCUGCUGUGAAUUAAAGGUACAAACGGUGCGAGUACGUAAUUAUAUGUAGACCUAGUACCUAUAAUAAUAAUGUGUUUAUAUUAAUAGUAUCUAAUUUAUGUGUAGUAGUAUAUAUGUAAUGUACGUGAUGGAAGGGAAACGGAACAAACAUUUUAUAUUAUACUCACGCUUACUUGGUGUAAAGGAAUUUUAUCUUUGUAUUUUUAAAAAUAUUUGAAGUAAAACAACAUACAUAUAAAUGAA